GAAGAUGAGGAAGAGGAACAUGUCACCAAAGUAUGUUAUGCUUUUGUGAAAUUUAUGAAAUUGGCGAAAAGUUACGUAUACUUUGCAAGUUUGUGCUUGGAAUGAAAAUUUUGUCGUUGAAAAAUGUAUGCCUGAUCGAUCAACUGAAAUAAAAUUCAAAAAAUUUUCUUAACCGUAAAAAAAAAUGAAACAGAAUAUGCAAGUAAUCUUGUUGUUCACUCAAUGCUUGACAAUUUCCACAUUCAAUUAUUUCAUCAGAUUUACUACUGCAGUCGUACUCACUCUCAGCUGACCCAGUUUGUAAGGGAGGUGAUCAGAUGCCCGUACGAUGAUGUUCGAGUUAUUUCUCUUGGAUCUAGACAAGUGAGUUGACAUGAAACCCUCAAUGUUUUUGUGGGGGGUGGGGGGGUGGGGGGGGGAAUUAUGUAAAAAUGAAUACAUUUAAAUAUCUCACUUUGGAUAAAUUCCUUUAACUUAUUUCCUAUAAACUGUUAUGUUGUUUUCAAAUGAAUACUUUUGCGUAACUGUUUUUUAACUCUUUCCGCCGUUCUGAAAAGCACGAAUCAACGCGCUGUGGGUUGUUUCAAUAUCAUGUUUGCUUCUUUGCUAUUUCUUGGUUAAACGUUUUUAAGAGCUAUUUUUAAAUAAGACUUUUACAUAGAAGAGUGGUACUUCAUUGUUUAUAAGCGAAACAAAGGUUUAUUUCUCUAAUUUGAAGCAUUAUUUUAAAGAUAUUCUUCGCAUUUUUUUUUUCUACUGUUGCUAUGGCUACCCUUCGUCCUAGUAGGUAAGUUUCCUAGACGAUUAACAGCUCAAAAAGCUUUGGAAUUGUUUUAUACUAUUUAUUUUGAUAGUGAAGGUGAUUUAUAUUUAGAUCCAUCACAUGAUAGUAGUUUUAGAGGAUUUGAGUUAUAGAAGUGAAGAUGAGGUGUGCAUACAUGAAAGGGUUUGGGGAAAAAAAUGCUUUAGCAUAAGGUGCAUUUUAAGUCUUAUAAACCAAACAAUAAUAUUUUAAAUAUUUUUUAAUAACCCAAACUCUCAUUCAUUUUUGCUCUUUGAAAAAAGUUAUAUUUUUGGGGGGAUAAAAAAAUGUCCUGUUCCUUUUUUUUUCUUUUCUUUUUUUGCUAAGUUUCUGUGAAGUGCGGUAGGCCUAGCCCACGGCUGGGGUACUGCGCUAUAUAAGUCCACUUCAAUAAUAUUAUAUGCAAAUAUAUGUUUUCUUACACACUUUCAGUUCACUCUCUCUUUGAAUAAUGCAGAAUUUCAACAUAUAUUACAUUCAUUAAUGAAACUAAUUUUAUAAAUCUAAAAAAAAAUUAUCCUUUUCUAAGUUCAUUGGCUACUUUUUUGGUAUUAUAAAUCUCAAAUUUUACCGUAAUAAAACUUAAUUCUUAUGUGUCCUGUAAUCUCCUUGGUAGCUUGCAAAACAGAAACAUGUGCUAAGCAUGUUUUGGGUUUUCAACAACUUAAUUUCCAUCUCCAACAUAAAGUGCUUCAGUUUCUAAACAGUGAGCUACAUUGAGAUCUUGGUGCACAAAAGUUUUUUGAUUUCUAAUUAUUUGUUGUUUAUUGUUUUGUAUUGUCUGCUGAUGAAAUCAUCUAUCAGAAAUGUUCUUUUUAUUGUUCUUUCUUUUAGUUUCAAGCUGAAAUAUAUCUUCUGAAAUAAUUCCUUCACACUGCUUAAACACAUGUUAUGCUUUUUUUAUUAAAAACAUUUGGCUGUUCCUUUCCCAGAACAUGUGCAUUAAUCCAGCUGUCAAGAAGCUCAACUCUCUCAACAUGAUCAAUGACAAGUGUCUGGAGCUGCAGCAGAAAAAAAGUCAGCAGCUAUUUAAGUAUUUGUUUCCAUCUUAUUUUUAGCAUGUACUAGACCAGGGGUUAGCAAAUCGCGGCUUGCGAGCUGCAUGCGGCUCUUUAGCGACCCGAGUGCGGCUCCUCCAGUUGGCCACAAAUCGGUUUGACUCCGAAAAACAUGGUUCUUGACAAGAACUUUGGCUCUCAAAAAUUUUUUAAUCAUGCUACCGAUGAUUUUUGCCUAAUGAGUUUGCCGACCACUGUACUGGAUACAUGCACAAUUUUUCCUACUUUAUUAUGUACUUAAUUACCUGUAGCUAUAAAACUUUUAGGCUUUUUUUGUGAUGGCCUUAAUCCAAAAAAUAUUUAAUGUAUAGCUGACUAAAAAAUUCAGGCCGUGGUUUGCUACUUGACCUUGUUUGGGAGCUUAAAAUAUCUUAAUUCACUUAACAAUAGUUUGUGCAAUCAGUUAUUUUGAUUUUAACUGCUAUCAAAUAAAUCUCUAAUAAGGCAAGAAAAGACCUGGCUGUGCCUUUCACAAACAAGAACUGUUGCAUGCAUUCAAAGAUAAGGCCUUGGUGAGUUUACAAUAUAUGCAAAUUUAAAAGGUUAAAAAAAAGUUAACUUGCGUCAUUAUGGUGAAAAACAAAAACAAACAUGGAUUUAACACCUUUGAUAUCUCUUGGAAGCAUUGAAUGUCAAAUAAUUUUUUUUAAAAUUUUAAAAUGUUUAAAGCCAAAAAUGAACAAAUCAAACCAGCCAAUUACUUUCAGUGCACUCAUCUAAUUUCAAUGUUAUUUCAGCUUGAAGUUACAGAUAUUGAACAGCUGGUGGUGACAGGGAAAGCAAUGAAGGCUUGUCCCUACUAUGGUGCACGCUAUGCUGUGCCUGCAGCAGAGGUAGGUCCUCUCGUGAAUAUCUCCCAUUCCUGUUAUGCCUCUAAGCAUGCUAAAAAAGAACUCUAACGUCCCCCAUCAAUCAUAAAAAUAAUUUAAAAGGCCUCUUAAUAUAUAUGCCAUAUCUGUACUCGUUGUUUAAUUUAUUUUGUUAAAACAGCCUCUGGCAGUUCACUGUAUUUCAAAAUGUCUGGAUGUUUAUGCACCAAGAAAGCAUUCACCUUCUUUCACUCUGCUAUGUGUAACAUCCCAUGAAAGGUAUCCGCUGCCACUCUAGGACACAUUGAGGAAUGGUGGCAACAUUCAAGUGCUAGAAUUAACUUUAUUGUUCACAUGAUACAAUCUACUGAUAACUCAUCUUUGACAGAUUGUUGCCCUGCCUUACAACACCCUCUUACACAAGUCCACCCGUGAGGCCUGUGGCAUAAAGCUGGCCGGUAAUGUCGUCAUCAUCGAUGAGGCCCACAACCUCCUGGAGACAAUCAACAACAUCCACAGCGUGGAAAUAACAGCCUCACAGGUCAAUACAAAAUUCAUCAUUCAACUAAAAAAUUCAAGAAUUAAAUUAUAUAAUUUUUUUAAAAUUUUAAAAUAAACUUUAAAAAAAUUUAACCUGUUGAUCCCAGUUGUUUUCCUGUUGAGCUCAUAAAUGAGUAUUUAGCUAUAUAAGUAAAUAAUUUUUAAAAUAAAUUUGAUUCAUGUGCGUUGAAGACUUAAACGCAAUUAUCUGACAUGCUUACAUGCUUCACUGCUCAUUCAGGUUGUGAAAGCUCACUCUCAGCUCAGCCAGUAUGAGAAGAAAUAUGUUUCACGUCUGACUGCCAAGAACCUUAUGUACGUGCGUCAAAUUCUCUUUGUUUUGUCACACAUUGCAGAGUUUUUAGGAGGUGAGCUUUGUAUCUAUAGGGAUUUGUGUGUGUGUGUGGGGGGGGGGAAGGGUUGAUAUGUUUUAUAUCCUCUCUAGAAUUUAGUUGUUAUCUUUAUAAAGCAUGUCUUAAACAUUUUCUAGAAAGUAUUUAAGUCACAAAGAAACCAAAAAGUUUUGAAAGAAGACAAUGUAUUCUAUGACUCUAUGGCUUCUUUUGUCAUUUCAGCCAAAGUGAACACAUCAACAGAUUUGCAGACAAAUAGUAAAGCAGGUUUGUGAACAUCGUAUGACCAUAUAAUUUGCCAUAAUGCUUAUCAAAAGGCUUAAUGAAAAUUAAUUACAUAUUAAAGGAAAUAUUUGAAGUUUAAUUUUCUAAGUUAAUACUUAUUAAACUUACAAUUUAAAAACUCAAAAAUUCACCCUCACAUCAUGUGAAAAGUUAAACAGUUAUAAGUUAUUUAUAGUUAUCUAGUGAUAAGUAUGUCAUGAAAAGGUUUGUUCAGACUUUAAAAAUGAACAAUUUAAAAAUGCAUCUAUAAUCACUUUUUUAAUCAAUCAGAUGUGCGCCUGCUAAACUUGAAUGAUUUCCUGUUCCAAGCAAAGCUGGACAAUUUGAAUAUGUUUAAGUUACUUCGAUAUUGUCAUCGCAGUAGAAUAAGUAAAAAGGUAAGGCCCCCCACCAUUUGUAGAGUUUUCUAUUGAUAGACCUUUCAUGUGGUUUUGUUUAGGAAGACAUCUUUCCUUAUUAAAGAGCCUGUUGUUUCAUGCAAAAGAACUAGAAAGUAAAAUAAAUGGCUGCAUUUUAUUUUAUUUUUUAAAUAUUCAAAUAUAAUUUUUUAAAAAGUGAAUAAUUGAACCAUGAUGUUCCACAUACAAAUCUUUAAAAAUAAAUUUAAUCAGAUGUGCAACUAAACCUGCAUGAUGCAUUUGUUUUUUUCUCAGUUAAAAGCAAAUUAUAUUUAUUUAAAAAUGAUUUGUUUCAACUCUAUUUAAACAGUAAAGUGUGUGUCUGUCUUAAUUAAAUCAAGGGAUUUAUAGUUUUAUAUGUUUCAUUCUCAAGAGUUAUAACACUUAAGAUGAAAAUAAAAAGCAUUCUGACAAAUUGUUUAGCCGUGCCAAUGUUUUUAGUUAUAAUGAAACAAAAUCAAUAUUUCAGCUGAAUGGUUUUGUGGAGAAGUAUCAAGAGGCAGAAAUAAGACCAGGUAAUAGUUUGAAUGAUUAAAUAUUGAGAUUACAUAUUAUAGCAAAUAUUAAGAAGGAACUGUAGUGAUUUUUAAAACAAUUAUUGAAUGCAUUUAUGUUUUAUCUUACAGAGCAGGAAAAAACAAAAACUCCAGUUUCAGGUGUUACCAAGUUUCUCCAAAACAUUAACAUGGCUAACCAAAAAAAUCUGGAGAACAAAGUGACUUUAGAAGGCAAGGAAUUUUGAUUUAUAUUAAGAUGUCUCUCUUGCUUUUAAAGAUGUGUAAGACAUUGAAGAGCUAAACUUUAACUUUUUUUUAAUGAAAGCUAUGUUUAUAAAAAUUUAACAACCUUUGCUUUUCUAUGAUUAUUGCCCUAUUCUCAAACUUGGUUAAUUUAACUUAAUUUUUUUUUAAAUUAAUAAAAGGCUUUUGUUAAUACUAAUUAAUAAUGCCUACACAUUUAGUACUUGAGAGAGCUUUUAAAUAUAAUGUACUUUGAUGUUUUAUCAGCUCCACCAAAAGACUUGCAACCUGCCAGUUUAAUGAGAUCUCCCCUUAUGCAGAUUGAGAGUUUCUUGGACACCUUGACCAAUGCAAACCAAGAUGGUAGAGUGGUUGUGAACAAGCAAGGUACUGAAUAGGUUGUAUUGAUUGUUGUUAAUUUUGUCAGCAUGAGUGCAGGCAGCUGUCCUGAGGUAGAGGAAAUAUUACACUUCAAUUGAACAUUAUUUAAAUCACUCUGCAGUUGUGUGCAGCCAUUUGAGCUAUUAGUAUUAGCUCCAAAAUGGUGGCUAUAGUAUGUGAAAUAAGACAAACAAUGACAAAUGUGUUUCUCCCUCAGUAAAGCUGAGCCAGACAAGUCUGAGAUUUCUCAUGUUAAACCCAGCUGUUCAUUUCAUCAGUGUGUUGAAAGAGGCCAGGGCAGUUGUUGUAGCUGGUGGAACAAUGCAGCCGGUAAGCAACUCAUGCAGUUUCGUUCAACAAAUAAUAAUCAUUAUAUCGGUCAUGGAAUUUUACAAAGCUAUUCCCAUCAUUCUGUCAAUGUGGCUUCAAAUAAUUUAAAAUGAUUUCUUAUAACAGUUUAAUAAGUUACUGUCAACUGAAUAUCCUUUUUAUUUCAUUAAUUCUUUCACUGCGGAAUUUUUUUAUUGAAAAAUUGUACAUUAUUUUCAAAGAGCAAAAAAUAGUGAGAGACUGGGUUUAUUAAAAAAUAUUUAAAAUAUUAAUGUUUGGUUUUUACAACUAAACUUGAUACCAAAAGAAAGAUAAUUUAAUGGACUACAUGUUUGUAAAUUUAUUUCUUUAGUUUAAAUAAAAUAAGUAAACCAUUUUUCCCCAAACCCUAUGGUGUACACAAACCUCAUCUUCACUUAUAUAACUCAAAUCCUCUAAAACUACUAUCAGAGUCAUGCCAUGGAUAUAAAUAAAAUCAUCUUCACUAUCAAAAGAAAUAUUGCAAAACAAUUGAAAAACUUUUUGAGCUGUUAAUCGUCUAGGAAGCUUACUCACCUACUAGGGCCCAGAGUAGCCAUAGCAACAGUAGAAAAAAUUGGGAAGAAGUCAUUAAAAUAAUGCUUCAAAUGACUACAAAUAAAUCUUGCUUUCGCUUAUAAACAAUGAAGUACCACUCUGUAAAAGUCAUUAAAAAAUAGCUCUUAAAAAGCUUAACCGAGAAAUAGCAAAGAAACAAACAUGAUAUUGAAACAACUCACAGAGCGUUGGUCCAUGCUUUUUAGCAUGGCGGAUGAACGCACUGUGCAUUGCUUCACAGUAAAAGAGGUAAUUCUUGUAAAUUCCAUAUGAGGUGAUGGCUAUUGAACAUAAUGGCAGUUUGGCCAAACAUUAUCAUUAAAAACAGUGUUUUUUUAAAGUGAAAGAUCACUUCAUACAUUUUUAAAAUGCUAUUUAUGGGGCGAUUACUAAACUUAAAUAUUGUAACAGUUGAUUCAUACUGUCCUCAUACCACUGUCCAGAUAUCAGAGUUCAAAGAUCAACUCUUUCAUGCUGCUGGAAUUCAGUCCAAUAGGAUAAUGGAAUUUUCCUGUGGUCAGUGAUUAUCUAUAUCAUUAAAAAUAGUCAUAGACUUUACUGUUUACUUCCUUCACACUUUAGCCUAUCUGUAUUUUCAUGUGGUCAGUCUUUAUCUGUAUCAUUAAAAAUAUUCCCUAGACUUUCCCAUUUAUUGGCCUCAUACUUAAGCUUCUUGUAUAACAGCGAUGAUCAUACUAUUGUUAACUCAUUUACAUUGACUUUGUUUGUUUUAGGUCAUGUUAUUCCAGGUCGUCAACUCCUUCCUAUGGUUGUUUCUAAAGGACCAACUGGCGCUUCCCUAGAUUUCACAUAUCAGUCCAGAGAUAAGUCACACAUGGUAUGGCCAGAUUUACCUGUAAAAAAAAAAAAAAAAAACAAAAAAAUAACAAAAAAUUAUGUCUCUGAUAAAUGAUAAAAAUGUCCAAAAAUUGUAAUAAACAUUCUGACAGUAGUAAUCACUUGGUUGUUUCUAAAGGACCAACUGGCGCUUCCCUAGAUUUCACAUAUCAGUCCAGAGAUAAGUCACACAUGGUAUGGCCAGAUUUACCUGUAAAAAAAAAAAAAAAAACAAAAAAAUAACAAAAAAUUAUGUCUCUGAUAAAUGAUAAAAAUGUCCAAAAAUUGUAAUAAACAUUCUGACAGUAGUAAUCACAAUUUAAAAUAUUAAAAUAUUUAGACUACCCAUAUUUCAUUUAUAUAGGUCAGAUAAAUGGACUCUCCUGGUUUUUAAAGUUUUCUCUUGUAAUGUUAUCACAACCCUCAGAAAUUUAAUGCAUUUUAGAAACCCAAGGCCAAGGGAAUUAUGAACUAUGAAAUGUUACAAGUAUUUGUUUGAGACCAUUUACAUUUUCAGAUAGAAGAGCUCGGGCGAGUUGUAACUAAUGUAUGUAAUGUUGUUCCUGGAGGAGUGAUAUGUUUCUUUGCUUCAUAUGAUUAUGAGAGUUUGGUUUAUGCAGCAUGGGAAAAAUCUGGUGUUAUCAACAAGAUAGAAGCCAAGAAAAAGGUAUAUGCAAGACUUCGCACAUAUAAUUAUGCCAUGAUGCUUUAAAAUUCCUUUUUUUAAAUUUAUUAAUGAGACACAAACAAUUUGUGUAAAUAAAACAAUAAAUGUUAAGCUUUAAUUGUGAUUAGACACAAUACAAGUUCAAACAUUUUGGCAAAUGCCUUCAUUAGUACAAUAAAAAAUAUUGAUAUAAUGAUAAAUUAAACUUACAUAAUAUUUAUGUAUAUCCUUACCUGUACCUAAAAAUGAAACAAAGGAAAAGAAUAAGAAUGGGCACGAGUCACUAACGAAAGCAAAGAUCAGAAGAACUAGAAAUAAAGAUGGAAUAUGAAAGAAGUUGAUGAUUUGAUUUUACUAUAAAUUUAAUUAAACAGGUAUUCAGGGAGCCUAAGAGAAGUGGUCUGGCUGAUCAAGUAUUAAUGGAAUACUCAGACUGUAUCAAGGUUGGUUGGCCAAGAGUUAAAGUUUAUACAAGCUCUACUUAUACUAUCCCAUAUGAUUUUAGUUAUUAAUGAUAGAACUGAAAUGGCUGACAGAACUAAAAUGAGCGACGCAACAUUCUAUUUGUAAUUCAUACCAAAAGAAGCUUUUGACAAUAAAACUAUUUAGUGAAUAAAAGUUUGUUUGUUUGUGAUUCCCAUUUACAGAGAUGUUUGUCGUGGCAGGGUACCAGAACUGGUGCUUUGUUGUUGAGUGUUGUUGGAGGAAAGAUGAGUGAAGGGAUCAACUUCUCUGAUGACAUGGGCAGGUUGGUAAAAAAAUUGGAUGUAUCAUAAUUAGUUAUUAAUAUGUUCAACAACUAAAGCACCAAUAAUAAUAAACAACUAAAACACCAUUAAUAAUGGCUCCAAACAUAAAAUUGAAUGCAGUCAUUCAUGUAUUGUGUAUUGACCACUUUCUUAAUUACCCAAUGCACUCAUUGUAAGCCGACCUUUUUGGAAAUAUUUCAGUGUAAAAGGUAGGAUGGUCAGAUUUGAGUGGGUCAUAAAGGAUUUGUAUAAUUUUUUCUUACUACAUCGAUUCACUUAUAGAAUAUAUAAUGACGAAGAAAUUUUCGGUAAUUGAUGAAGUCACUGUAGUGCUGUGUGCAAAAUUGUGUCACAAGUGUGGGUUCUUACAAUGCAUUCCCAACUGUUCCACACAACAUGGUCAGAUUGUCAUAUUUUAUAAAAUCGUAUCAGCAAUUGAAAUCUAUUUUUAGAUGAUCAGAGCAACUCUCAUUUUGAUAUAAUUUGGUACCUGAACCUGAAUUAUAUUUAAUACCACAUACCAAGACUAUGACAAAGUGAUCUGCUCUGGCACAAACUUGUUAAUGAUAAUUAUAUCAGAGUACACUCCUCAACAAGACAAUCACGUGUUUCUUGCCAUCUAUUUUUGGAUAUGUCCAGUGGGUUUAGCCACAUGAAGAAAGUACAUGUUGUCUCACACAUAACACUGUAGUUUUUUCAUUUGCCUAUUUGACAUACACAAUUAUUUUGAAAAGUCUGGAUUUUAAAUAAAAAUAUUUUCUUUAGUACUGUGUUGCUUACACUUUCACUAGCAUGUUAUUCACUAGGGUCGGCUUAUUAACAGGUUAUACACUUUUCAGGCUUUUCCCUGCCAAAAUUGUGUGUGAGUGGUAGGGGGGUGGUUUGGCAUAUAAACUAACAGGCUUCAGAACUAGUAUAUAUGUUACUCCAAAUGUCAUAUCAGCUGUGAUGUAUUGUAUGUAAAGAGGGGGCAUCAAAACAAAUGAAAUGCACAAUUUUGAAUUCAACAAAGAUCCCACUAACCAAUUACAUCCGGAACAAUGAGAAAUGCUUCACUGUGCCUCGGUGUAACACAGUCCAAUAUAAAAAAAUCAAACUUCCCAUGCACAAUAAUGGCUUGGAACCACCUGGACAAUGCCGCCGUGGACUUAGCAUCAAUCGAGAGCUUCAAGGCUAGGAGCCGUUAGGAUAGCAGCAUGGCUUCCCCAACUGUUGCACAUAUGCCAGUGCAUGGAUUGAGCAACGUACCCUACCAGAACCAGGAGGACCCACAUAUUCUCUUUUUGGAGUUAACUCUGUGUGCUUACAGUGAUCCUAGUCAAAUGAACUGGAGUGACAUUUCCUUGUUUACAAUCAUGGGCACUUGGUGACAGGCAUGUAAAUUUGUUUGAUAAUCAUUAUAUUUAGAAUUGUCUCCUCUUGUUUUCACCAGGUGUGUGAUGAUGGUUGGUCUGCCCUACCCCAAUAUUAACUCUCCUGAACUGAAGGAAAAGAUGAGCUAUCUAAAUGCACAUUUUGUAGGUUUUAGUUACCAUAAUCUAGUGUUACCGUAAUGCUUUAUUUUUACAGAUACAACAAUAAAUAGUCUUUUGAAUGUUUUAUUAAGUCAGGGCGGUCUAACUGUAAGUUAGUCAGGGGUGGCAUUUUAUAUUCCUUGACCAGUGGUCAGUAGCCCACCUCUCCUGAGCCGCAUAAGUUUCUUCAAAGGAAUAUAUGCUGCACAUUUUUUUUUAACAUGCAGCUCCCAAAAUAAUCUCUUAGCAGAUAUGAUUUUAUAAAAAUAGCUCCUUACUCAAAAAAAGUUGCUGACUCAUAUUCUUGGGGAAAAUCUAGCUCUAUACAGAGCUGGUGCUGGUAUGAACAAUUUGCUGUUGUUGAAACUCUUUUAAACAGAAAAUAAUACAUUGUUUUUUUUUUAAAUAAUUAAUGUGCAGUUCAUUAAUAAUCCAUGUAAUAAUUUAUUUUUCACAUUUUAAUUCGAGAUUGUUUACGGAACUUAUGAAUGAUGCUUUAUAUUUUUUUUUAAUGUAUCACUGGACCUGAGGAUGCCUAUUGUAGCCCUGUAUUAAGUUAACCCUGCUCCCACUACAUGUCUUUGUUAACAAAAGAAAUUAUUAAAAUAAAUAAUUGUUCACUUUUCUUAUUUAGCCAAAAGAUCAAGAAGGGAGAUUAGCAGGGCAAGUGCAUUAUGAGAACCUGUGUAUGAAAGCAGUUAACCAAUCCAUAGGUAAAAUUUUAACAAAGAUUAUAUAUAUAGCAAUAUAGUUACAUGCAGACUCUGGGGUCGAGCAUCACAAAGAGAUACAUGUAGGAAUAUAGUUAAGUGCAGACUCUAGUGUCGAGCACACAUUAUAAACUAUUUAAACUUUGAUAUUGACAACUUUUCUAAAGACACUGCCAAUUAAAUCAUUGCAUGUAUUUAUCCAGAGUAGAUUGUCAUCCAUGAGAGACAAGAAUUAUCUGCAACAUUUCAAUUAACUUAAAAUGUCCUGUCCUUACUGGUACUUCACUUCAGGUAGGGCCAUUCGACACAAAGAUGAUUAUGCUGCCAUUAUGCUAGUAGACCAGCGUUAUUCUAAGCCCAGCAUAUCAAAUAAACUGCCACAGUGGAUAAGUAAGCAUCUGAGUGUAGCAGACAACUUCUCGCAACUCAUGCAAGCUCUGCCAAAAGUA
Molecule: messenger RNA, 11198 nt
Organism: Lymnaea stagnalis (great pond snail)
Lineage: Eukaryota; Metazoa; Mollusca; Gastropoda; Lymnaeidae
Source: the annotation of a GenBank genome assembly